Lymnaea stagnalis (great pond snail) is the source of this 2221-nucleotide messenger RNA. NCBI's taxonomy places the organism in Eukaryota, Metazoa, Mollusca, Gastropoda, Lymnaeidae. The record is from the annotation of a GenBank genome assembly.
UUUUGACAAAUUUUUUUUUCUCGGAUUUUCUUUGCAAAUAUCAUAAAGAUGGCCUCCAAAUUUAAAUGCUGUGAUUCUGAGAUAGUUAUUUAUCUUCAAGCGUGUAAGUAUAUAUUAGAUUGUUUGUAAUUAAAGACCAUAAUAAUAAUAAUACCAUAGUUCCAUGGUCAAUGGUCCAAAGCAGCCAUAGCAGCAGCCAUAAUUAAUCAAAGUAAAUAAUAAGUAGUUAUUGAAUUUGAUUGGUUAUGUUAUAAAUAACUUGAUGACUUAAAUAAAUUAGCCAUGCCAAAACAUCCAGACCAGGCUCAGCUCAUUAUCACUAUCAUUAUGUUCAUGUCUGCAGUGUAGAGGGUCUGCAAACAACGAUCUGUGAAAUCUGUUUAAUCAUCAGGUCCUGAUUCAGGUGGCUCAGAUGUGAGAAAGUUGUCCUGAUUGUAAUUCAAGUUAUUGUUUUGAUAAUGUGCUGAGAUCUUCUUGAAUGAAAAGAAACACUCUUAAUUAUAAUUUUUACUUGCAAAUAGCUAAUGGUUGUUUUGGAUAUAAGCUUUUUUGUAAUUUUGGAAAAGCACUUAAUGAUUGAAUCUCAUAUGGGAAGCAUUAUCAUAAUUUUAUCAGCACAGCUCUGCGGGCGAAUAAUGCUGAGAGUUACCAGCAGACAGAAAUUUUCAAAUAAUGCAGAGCGUUAUCGACAGACAGAAAUUUUAGAAAAUGCAGGCUGUUAUUUAUGAUUAUAGUUAUAGGCAGACAGAAAUUGUAUAGACUUAAUUAGGAUCAUUAUUCAUAUUCCAAGCUGACAGUCAUUUGAUUAUUUGUUAUGUCUUGUACUAUUGUUGCACUAUUGUUGCACUGCAUCAUGGGUACUUUUUCUCAGUUGGGCUUAUUCAGAUUUUAAAUCUUUUCAUGAUUACUUGUGUUAGGUUGCAUUUUGAAACAUAAUUCUGAAAGCUAUAAGGAAACUGUGUAUGUCCUUACUUAAUUUUGUAGCAUAAUGUAUUUUUUUUUUAAUAAUGGUGAUUUUUACCCCUAUUAGCAACAACCAUGGCUGCUUUGUUAAGUAGAAUGCCUGCCAGUGGCACAAAGUCCUUAUUGUGACUUGUACUCAAAGUAGUACUGAUGUAAUUCUAUUAUUUCUUUAUUUUUAAAAAAACAACAACUAUUGUUUCCCAUUACAUUUCUAAUGAGAAGUGUAUACUUUUCUUAUUUCAUCUUUGAAAAUAACGUAUUUUAUCUGCAAUAUUUUACAGACUUUGUCACUAUUGCCACCAUAUUGGGAACUGGAAUUUUAGGUAAAUGACCUCUGACACUUAAAUCUACAUAAGUAGCAUCCCAAAAUAUUUUUCUUACACUUUGGUAAUAUUAUAAUGGAAAUAUUUUUUCACUUCUAAACCAAUUAAUCAGUAAUUCUAUCAAAAGCUCUCAUGAUAUCAAUGUUUUAUUUUGAUCAGAUUUAACUAAAGCACUCCAAUUAUCAGAAAGGAAAUAGUCAUGAAAUUAAAUAUUUUAUAAGUAUCGAACAAAGUAAUUUUUUUUCUAAUGAUUGUAUGCCAAAAUAUGUUUGAUAACUUAAUUUUUUUAUGCUUUCUUUCCACCAGGGUUGCCAGUGACUCUCACGCAUUCAGGAUUCUACCCAUUUCUUAUCAGCUUUAUUAUAGAUGCCUUUGCACAGGUAAGUGAAAUAUUACAAUAUAAAAAAAUGAGGGCAACGAAAAAAUUAAUAUGUUUAUUUGAAUACAGACCCUCUUUUAAGGUAGAAAAUAAAACUUAAGAGGAUUUUUGCGAAGCAUCUCCCUGUGUGUAAAAAAUCUAAAAUAUAUAUAAAGUACUUCUCAGAUACUGCUGAUCACAUUAAUUAAAAAAUAAACUUUUUGGAAUAGAAUUAACAUUUAGCCUGUUUGAAUUAAUUCUUCAAUCUUCAAUUGAUAUGUCUUGACUUCUGAAAAUUAAACACACACCUUUCACUGACUGAACUGAUCAGACUUGGAGAGAAAUCCAGAUUAAUGUUAAUUCCAGUCAUUUGUUUUCAUGAUUUUUGCAUAACUUUAUGAACAUUUGGCUUUUGGAAAAAAAUCUGCAGCUUAAAUAAAUUGUUUUUGUUUUUUCUCUUCCCAAUAUAUUUUACUGACAGUCCCUGCUGAUUCAUUUUUUCAUGGAGCUGCUGCAACUGUCUGUGGCCUCACAGUACCAUGGCAAAGGGGUCAGCCAGAUUUUUUAUCACCACUAG